Paramormyrops kingsleyae is the source of this 1873-nucleotide messenger RNA. RefSeq names its product cerebellin 2b precursor (gene cbln2b). NCBI's taxonomy places the organism in Eukaryota, Metazoa, Chordata, Actinopteri, Osteoglossiformes, Mormyridae. Gene Ontology annotation, molecular function: protein binding. Gene Ontology annotation, cellular component: synapse. Gene Ontology annotation, biological process: maintenance of synapse structure. The record is from RefSeq and is a predicted model, not a curated record.
ACCGCUCCACUCCGCUCGCAUGCUCUGGUAGGGACUCAAGUUACAUGACUCAUAACUCGGCUUGGACUGGAGUCAUAAAUUUGACGACUUGCGACUUGGCAGCAAAAAUUAUGGAAAGACUUCGACUCGACUUCGACUUGAGGACAAAUGACUCGAGACUUGACUCGGACUGCAAUUUUUUUACUCUAGACUUGACUCGGACUUACCAAGGAAUGCCUUGUUCCCAUCCCUGGUUCGUACAGUUUUCAAAACCCGAUUGCAAAGAAAUCCCGUCAUAUCACAACUGUACAUUAAUAUAAAGGAUGGGCGGAGGAGGCGACUCAUUCUCUCUCCAGCCAGUGUGGCCAAGUGUCACUUUCUCUCCGCGUCCUACAGCUCAGCAAGCGCAAGAUCACUGCGGCGAUAUGGAUUUGCCAGGACAUGUCGAGGGAGCCAUCUGAAGAGCAUCGCUGCACAUCACGCAUGAGGAGGAGAGUGUAAAAGAGCGAGAGAGAGAGAGUGAGUGUGAGAGGGAGUGAGAAGGAGAGAGAGGGAAAGGAAGAGGGGGGUUAGGUUGGAGCAGGUGAUCGAGACACAACAAACCUCCAAGGAGCUGAACAGUACGCACAGGAUUCCUGUCCCGAUCAUGGUGCCAGCAAGCAGCCUCGGACCCUGUGCCACCCUGGCGCUGGCCUUCCUCCUGGGAUGUGGCGUGACUUUUUCCCUGGGCCAGAAUGACACGGAGCCUAUCGUCCUAGAGGGGAAGUGCCUGGUGGUUUGUGACUCGAAUCCCUCUUCGGACGGAGGGGUCACCUCCUCGCUUGGGAUAUCCGUCCGGUCUGGGAGCGCAAAGGUCGCCUUCUCGGCGGUGAGAGGGACGAAUCACGAACCGUCGGAAAUGAGCAAUACUUCCAUGACCAUCUACUUUGACCAGGUAUUAGUUAAUAUCGGAAACCAUUUCGAUCUAAAAGCCAGUGUAUUCCAAGCUCCGAGGAGAGGCAUUUACAGUUUCAGCUUUCAUGUGGUAAAGGUCUACAACAGGCAGACUAUACAGGUGAACCUGAUGCAGAAUGAGUACCCGGUGAUCUCAGCCUUCGCCGGCGAUCAGGACGUGACCCGGGAGGCGGCCAGUAACGGCGUCCUACUGCAUGUGGAGCGCGAGGACAGAGUAUACCUCAAGCUGGAGAGGGGGAACCUCAUGGGCGGAUGGAAAUACUCCACCUUUUCUGGCUUCUUAGUUUUUCCUUUAUAAUCAUUUUUUUUGAUUCGCAGAGACUCUUCCGCGGUUGAAGAUUAUGAAACAGAAAUUAUAUAUAUACAUAUUAUAUAUAUACGCCAUUCGUUUGAACUUAAACUGUCCGCCAAGCAGACAGAUAACCACUAAAAUAUUGGACUUUUCCCUGGAGUUCACAGUACCAGUCCAUCGAUUGCAGUUACCUAUAGGAUAAACGAAUCAAUCGGCUUGUGCAAUUUACACAAGUGAAGUUCAGUAUUCAUCCUUGGAUUUCAUUGUUGGGGAGGCCAUUGACUUCUUUGUCAGCAAAGAACUAUUUCGGUGUAUUUGGACAACUGAACAAAGGAGAAGAGCUGUCCAAGCCGAAGAGAUGAAGCGUUGAACUACGCGACGAUUCUUUAUUUUGUGUUUGUAUAGCCUUAAAAAUGGCUUCAGUCACGUAAUGUGUGUGGAUUUCCGGACGCUCCUGUAUCAAGAAAUGCUUUACUGCCAAAAGCAUUUCCUUUUCUCUCUUUUUUUUUUGCACGAAUGGAAGAUCUUUAGUUUUGUACUGUUCCUGGUGUUUCUGGAUGCUGAACACGUUGAAGAAAUGUCCGUUAUUAGUCGCCUAUUGUUUAAAAUAAGAAUAAUAAAAAUAACCGUCUUAUUUCGAUCAGUGAA